This is a messenger RNA of Anoplophora glabripennis (Asian longhorned beetle), 1140 nucleotides long. Its product is annotated as parathymosin-like. The record is from RefSeq and is a predicted model, not a curated record. The transcript is spliced from 3 exons. The coding region runs from base 113 to 445 and encodes 110 amino acids. Lineage: Eukaryota; Metazoa; Arthropoda; Insecta; Coleoptera; Cerambycidae.
GUUUCGCGCUGCCUCUUUCUCUCUGUCGUUUCGCUUGCUAACGUACGUCGGCGUGCGCGCUCCUGAGUUUUGCUGAAUUUUUUAAAUAAUUUUAAAGGAAAACAACUAAAAAAUGGCAGACAAAACCCAACAAGCCAAGGAAGUCGAAUCCACCGUUGAAGAGGUAGAAAAGACCAAGGCUGAGGAGAAGACCAAGGUCGAGGAAAAAUCAGUGGAGAAGGAAGAACCCGCCAAAGUAGAAAACGGCGAAGCGGAAAAUGGAGACAGCAAAGAGGAAGAAACGGGAGAGGACGAAAAGAAGGAAAAAAAUGGGGAACCCGAAAAGGAUGCCUGUGCAGUGAAGAGGAAAUCCACGGGAGGCGGCGAUGCCACGGACAGCAAGCCGGAGGACGGCGCCACCCCCGAGAAAAAGGCCAAGCUGGACGAGGCCAAAGUCGUAGCCUAAUUUCGAAUAAUCCUUAAGUUUCAAUUGUUUUAUAGAUUAUAAAUAUCCAUAUUGUAUAUGUAUAAUGGUAGGGUUAAGGAAAACGUGGUGGGUGCUGGCGAACCCUAGCAUUGCACGUAUUUCGAUACAUGACACCACUACUUUAGGGAAUUGCAUUUAUUUUUAAGUUUUGGCAUACCUGAGAGCGUUUCUGCGGAGAUGUCGGUGUUUCUAGAAUCUUACGGUGUAUUGUUAGCGAGCGGGUGCCAAGAUUUUAGAGGUGUGUUUGUGUACUUAAUUUUUUUUUUACUGCAUUUCUGACUAGAUUAGUUUAUUUCCAAUAGUACGAUGUCCCAGUGUUGUGAAUUUAAUGUAAUAUAUUACGACGGCACGCGGCGUGUGUCUUAGGAUGUUUAAGAGUUCCGUUAUUGUAAAAUGUGGUGAAUCUCUAGGAGCCAGCUCUGCCAUUACCUCACUAACAGUGGUUUCUCAAUGUGUUCAUAUCAAAAGGGAAAAAAACCUACUACUAAUUUUUGUACUGCUUCUCUUUUAUACUAAAUUCGUUUGAAUGAUAAUGUUUGUUGUAAUAUCUGCCGACUAACAGUAUUCUACGAUAGUACGAGUAAUAAUCCUGAUGGAGCAUUCUAUGCCAUGUGGUACAAAUAUAUUUGUAUUUUAUUAGUGGUAUGGCAAUAAAGAGUUAGUUUCCAGUAUUA